This is a messenger RNA of Amoebophrya sp. A25, 2167 nucleotides long. The record is from the annotation of a GenBank genome assembly. Lineage: Eukaryota; Dinophyceae; Syndiniales; Amoebophryaceae.
CUUGGAUUCGAAGCUGCUAGACAGCGUGCAUGUGGGCGGCUACCUGCAGUUGCCAGUAAAGCGAUCGUACACCACACUAACGGGCGAGACGAAAACGCUGCAGCUUUGCUUCGACGAUAUCGAUCGCGUCAAUGCUUUGAAACGCGAGAUUGCGCGGGCCCAUGACCAGGCAACGACCGACGCAGAGGUGACAAACGCAAUGGAAGAGCAGGAGAAACGAGGCCGAGAAGAAUCUGCCUCUAAAGAUAACCACAGCAUCGGCUCAAGAGGUGAGAAAGUGAAUGGUCUUGCCGUCAUAACCGUGACAGCGCAGCAAACGGCAAGCGGUUUGACUCCUCAGGGUUCUCCAUGCAACAAGAGGAAGUUGCCAAUACAAAAGAGAAAGCGUAAACCGAAGAAAGCUCUGCAUGGCUUUUUCAGUGACAGCGAAAGUGAUGCCCAUGACGAGGCGUCUAAUGAUGGGCACGAACAGCCAGAGGCUCGUCGUCAGCAGGAGAACGGUGCAUCCUCACUGCCUUCUAAUGCAUGGCCAUCGCAUAAUGCGAAUCCAUUCGCGACCACGAACAAUCGUGCAUCUUCUAUGCCAGUCCUCGGAAACGUGGCUGCCGAGGACGGGGGCUGCGCAGAUAGUUGUACAGGGCUUAACAUGCUUGGGGAGGGUAUGCAGCAGCUUCGUGACAACCCUUCGGUUGCAAAAGCAUUCCGCGACAUGAUGGAUUUUGUAGCGGAGUCGUAUAUUAUAUCCGCAUUUGAUGAAGGAAGCGAAAAUAGAGCGACCUCAGAAGACGGAGGCUGCGCAACAACAACUGCAUCUUCAGCCUCCCCGCUGGGAGACUUGCGUCAUAAAGAUCUCGAAGCUUUCGCAAAGAUGCGCAGAGAGCGAGGUCCACAGGAGAGUGCAGCGGAGCGCACAGCAGGACGAGAAAUCUUGGUAGAUCUUCGGAACGGGCUGCAUUUCUUUGAUCCAAGGCUCUUUAAACAUGGCAACGCCUUCAAUGUCGAUCCGCCGAGUGUUUUUCUUCCCAAAACGACGAAGAAAAAGGCGAAAAAGCAGGGUGCGCCGAAGCCGAAAUUGUACCCAAGCACCACGAAUUUCAAUCGGCUUCGCGACAUUUGCAACAAUGUCCUGGCCAAGACUAUUUUACAAGUUUCUUCCGUAGAGGCAUCAAGUGAGCGGCGCGCUAUAGUAAAAAAUGUUAUCGAGAGCAAGGGCGGCAUGGCGAGUACGGACGCAAAUCAGAUGAGCGCGAAGGCUUCUCGGGCGUCUCCGAAUUCCUCACCGACGUUGUCUGCUAUGUCGUCAACAUCGGCGCCUUCUUCAGCGACAGCAUUUACACUGUGUGGCGGCUCGAAGCGCAUGGUCUAUGAGCCUUUUGACCGUCGAAAGAAGCACGAAAAAUCAGACGACUCGCAUGUUGAUCACAUCUUGACCUUGCACACUUUCUGCGACAUCUUUCUGCGCAGUGCGCGUGGAAGGCAAGUGUGCAUCGACAUGUGCCAACACUUCACUGAUUGGGGAAUCGGAACUCCAGACACGCUGAACACGAAGAGCCAGAUUAUCGCGACGGCGUCUGUGAAGCCGUUCCUUGACUUAAACUUCAUCCGUGAUAUUCGUGCGUGCGCACUGUCACUGUAACUGUUGAUCUCGGAUGAAUGAGUUUUGACCCCACUCGCAUUCAAUUUCGUCAGAACUGACUCCAACAAAUAGAAUAUUCAAGGGCAUGAAGAAUAGCUUCGUGUGGAAGCGCCUCCGGUACGAAAAGUAGAUACAUCAGUUCCAUGUAGAUAUUCGUAACUACAGAUUUAGGAUGUGGAGAUCUGACAUUUAACAAGAGUUUCCAGCAAGAGAAGUCAUUUUGCUAUUUGUUGUCUGCAGGGGUAUUCAAUCGAUCCUUGAUGAAGCCGCGAAUUUGUGGAUUGCUUAGUCGUUAUUGCUAUCUGUCCCGCAUAAUUUUCAUCCCUUCCCGCGCUGCAUAACUGCUUUUUUAAGCAAGUCAAACUCGGAAUCACGCAUAGCGCAUACAAGUACCACAACGCGCAUCUUCUAGAACAAGUGACUUGAGAUAUGACACAGUGGUUUGCUAUCCGAAGCAAACAGAAUUAUCGACGGUGCUACCUUUAUUCAGAAGCGAUUAAGAUUAAGUUCCAAAAGAUGACCAGUGCAAAU